Molecule: messenger RNA, 1587 nt
Organism: Penicillium maclennaniae
Lineage: Eukaryota; Fungi; Ascomycota; Eurotiomycetes; Eurotiales; Aspergillaceae
Product: Chromo domain protein Chp1p
Exons: 1
Coding region: 1-1587 (528 amino acids)
Source: RefSeq, a predicted model, not a curated record
AUGGAAUUUGAGACGGAAAUGAGAGACGCAGAACUCUCUGAUGCGGACGACUCUCUGGCGUCAACUGUCGAAAGCGAGCCACAAGACGAGUAUGAGGUGGAGACGAUUCUCUUCGAGGAUGAAGACAGCGGGCUUUACCUUAUCAAAUGGGCCGGAUAUCCUGAACAUCGAGCAACAUGGGAGGGUCCCGAGAGCUUCAAACAUGUUGUUGAGGUUAUGAACGACUGGAAGCAGGCAAAGCGAGAAAUCAGACAGGGUCUGCGAGAUCCAUUUGAUAUUGACAAAUGGACAAAAGAGCAGGAGAGGCUCCAGAGAAACAAAGAGCGUCGAAAGAGAAAUCGCAGGAUCAAAAGAGCUAUAAGGGCCAAAAAGAGGCUCGAAAGUCUCAAAAGAUCCGAUCGCGGUCGACCAAAACUUUUCUCUGCCGAUUCUGACAAAGAGCCUUCUGAUCCUGGAGACGGUGAGAACACUAGGGGGGUAGAUUUACCGAGAGUUCUCGAUCGGCCCUAUACUCAUCGUGGACGUCUAAGACUGUUUUCCGACGAUGACGAUGAUUCCGGCGAAGACGAAGUGCCUUUUCUGCCCAGGGGUGAUGCCAAUGCGCAAGAGGUCCAUGCAGCUAUGGAUCGGAUUCCUGAGCAAGUCUCAAGGACCGAGAGGAACGAAAGAGGCGUCAGCCUUGAUCUCACCGUGGAGGCAGACGCUAACGCCGUAGUUCAGAACCCCGCGUCAAAGAGGCCCGCCUCAGUCCUUUCAGUUUCCUCAAGUGACUCUUUGUUUGUGUCCCAGGAUGAAGCUCCAGCCGUCACCGCAUCAACUAAGACGAGCCGAACCUCCCAAUAUGAGAUUGAAAGUCAUGCAAUUGAGCUUGAUCGAGAGGCUGAGCGCCAGCUAAGCCGGAGUUCUCCUCGUCGAACUCGAUCCCGAAGUGGUCAACGACCAGACAGCAACCAGCACGAGAAUGCCCCAGUUAUAGAGGCAUUGAAGCCACAAGAGCAAAAUCGGCAAAGGCAGAGUUCAUAUGACCCAGAGAGUUCUCUUCAGCCGGCAGCUCAACCGGAACAACGAAUGCAUCAAGAGAGACCUAAACAACAACCGCCGCUGACACACUCACAGCAAUCGGCGACGGCGCCUCCUCGACCCAUUUCCUCGUCCUCUAAACAGAGACCUGCUCCUUCUACCUUUGGGACUGCGCCUAAGCCAGCCCGAAUAGCCCGCCCUCGUAUUCUAAGGAAUUCCUGGGCGCCAGACGUCAAUGAUGUGGAGCUCUUGAGACCAUCAGACUUCUCUGCAAGAGGUGCAGGCGCGGAUGCCGCCGCAUUGACAAUGAUACGGUCAUCAGCUAAAUCUCAGCCCUCCGCCAACCUGAGAAACAAGGCGGAAGAACCCAUGCCCAAAGCUUUAAGUACUCCAGCGAAUUCCACACGGAUCCCCACUGGACACCGUUCGUUUGACCCGAGGGUUCUCGAAGCAGAAAGAUCGAGUAGGCCCUCAAGAGCCACCCGGCUCGACGAUGCCCGGGUUUCACGUUCUAGGCACGACAGCUGGCGCCCAGAUCGUGAUGGUCCCCCCAAGGCGAGUUACUGA